Cylicocyclus nassatus is the source of this 1301-nucleotide messenger RNA. NCBI's taxonomy places the organism in Eukaryota, Metazoa, Nematoda, Chromadorea, Rhabditida, Strongylidae. The record is from the annotation of a GenBank genome assembly.
AGGUGAUGUCUAAUGAGUCUUGCGAGCAUUUGCAGAAUUUAUUUAGUCGCAUCAACCAUUAUUUUCGUGAUGACAUCGUUCUGAACGGAACGGAACAUGCAUCCAAAGAGCUUGGCUACGCAAUAACAGCCGCAUAUUUGGUUGUGAUAAUAUUCGGAGCCUGUGGUAAUUUUCUCACUAUGCUGGUCGUUGUUCUGAAUCCAGCCAUGCGAACAACAAGGAAUUUUUUCAUAUUUAAUCUGGCUCUGUCAGACUUUUUCGUAUGCACAGUAACAGCUCCGAUGACAUUAUAUACAGUUCUCUAUAUGUUUUGGCCGUUUGGUACGGCUCUGUGUAAAAUUGCCGGUUCACUGCAGGGUUUCAACAUAUUUCUGUCUACGUUUUCUAUCGCAGCUAUAGCUCUUGAUAGAUAUGUAUUGAUAAUCUUUCCUACAAAACGUGAACGACAGCAAAAUUUGUCGCUGAUGUUCUUCGUUUUCAUUUGGGUUGUGUCAUUGAUAUUAGCUGUGCCACUGCUGAUUGUCUCCGAUUUAAACACCAUCUAUGAAGAUCCAUCAUGUGGUAUAUUUCUACGAUUAUGUCAUGAACAGAAUGACAUUUGGCAAUCAAUGAUGAUCUCCAAGCAAGCCUAUACUCUUUCUGUUCUGGUAACUCAAUAUGCGUUCCCGUUAUUUUCCUUGGUUUUUGCCUAUACGCGAAUAGCUCAUCGUAUGAAGUUACGAUUCGCGAAUCGCAAUGUUGCUUGUCCAAAUUCUCUGACUGAAGAUCAGCGCAGGAGAUCCGUUGUCGAACGUCAGCGACGAACUCAUUUACUGCUCAUGUGCGUCGUAGCCGUAUUUGCUAUCGCAUGGUUGCCUUUGAACGUCUUCCAUAUGGUAAAUACAUUUGAAUGGGUUUCACUCUUCUCCGUCUCAACAUUUGCCGUUUGUCAUGUAGCUGCAAUGUGUUCUGCUUGUUUGAAUCCGCUUAUCUAUGCAUUUUUCAAUCACAAUUUCCGGACAGAAUUUAUCGCUCUGUUCGAGAAAGUUGGACUACGGAAGCUAUGCCGUGUCGUGCUCACAUGGGAAGAAGAUCGAACACGAAAGAAGGGUAUCGAACGAGAUUCGAAGACUAUUGUGUCCAAAACUAAUGGAGCAACCCCCUGUGUGCUCAGCGCUCAACAAGAACGACAUUUGGAAGAGAGCCUCGCUCUAAAUCCGGAUACUGACGAACAGCUCUAAAUGUAUUGCCUGUAAAUUCUAUCUGCAAUAAUUCGCAUUGCUACUCGUGUAAUUUCUGGUUGCUUUUAUGGAUAUGAGGUU